Messenger RNA from Scophthalmus maximus (turbot), 2085 nucleotides. Its product is annotated as transmembrane protein 198-like. Bases 345 to 1355 code for a protein of 336 amino acids. The record is from RefSeq and is a predicted model, not a curated record. Gene Ontology annotation, cellular component: plasma membrane. Lineage: Eukaryota; Metazoa; Chordata; Actinopteri; Pleuronectiformes; Scophthalmidae. The transcript has 5 exons.
UGGUGUCAGCUGUUCAGCACAUGCACACAGAUGAGUGUGUCCGACUCGGAGUCUCACACACUCCUGGAAAACUCCAGACACUUCGCUCCCUGUCUGGUUCACUGGAAUUUUACAAACUAUCAAUGAAAACACUUUUGUUCCUCUGACAACAUCUUCUCUGCGGAAAUAUGCCUCGCUCCAGGUGUGCAGCAGGAAACUCUUUCGUACAAGUUCUUCGUUCAGGAGUUUCCUCUUGCCCUGGAGGACACAUGUAGGACUGUGCAGUCCCCCCCCCCCCCCCCCCCCCGUCAGUGAAAAAAGCAUAUUCACAUCCAGACCAACAAUAGAACUAAUAAUCCUCCAAGAUGAAUGUCAAUUCAGACUAUGUUAUUGAGGAGCCAGGAGCCGACUUCGCUGAAGUGGACAUAUGCACGUUUGAUAUUAAUAUGAAGUAUGAAGUCAUCUCAUCCAUUGUCUGCUCCGUUUGCCUUUCAUUCGGCCUCAUCUACUGCUUUCUCGGAUACCGCUGCUUCAAGAUGGUGAUGUUCCUCUCUGGCUUCAUGUUUGGCACGACAGCCAUACUUCUGUUUUACCACAAGGAGCCUGUGUUGGACAUCCAGCUGGGCACGGAGACCAAGGCGGGGAUCGUCCUGGCCGUGGGCGUGCUCUGCGGGUUGAUGACAAUGCUGUUGUCAACAAUGGGACUCCUCCUCAGUGGCCUUCAGCUGGGCGCCCUGCUCUCCCUUGUCACCCUGGUGGUUAUCGGACAGUUUCACAACCUUACGCCCGUGUGGGUGCCUCUCACUGCCAUACUGGUUGUCAGCGUCAUCACUGCCACGCUCUCACUUAUGUGGCAGAAACUAUUCAUCGUCGUCUUCACAUCUGUGUUCGGAGCUACCACUGUGAUGCUGAGUGUGGAUUACCUGCAGGGGGCGUUCAUGCUGCCUGAUCAGGUGUACGAUAUGCUUUGUCAAGUUACUCCACCCCCACUGUGCUGGUUUAACUGGGUAAUCAUUGGGAUCUGUCCUGUUUUGAGUAUUUUAGGGAUGUUGGUGCAGUGGAGGUUUACUGCCAAAGGAGUAUCACAUACAGAAGCUGCCCACAAAAAACUGACUAAAAAGCUUGACAAGAGGCACAGAUACAGAGAGUCCAGGGGGAGAUCUCGACCACACCGCCGACGCAGGCCUCCACCGCUGAAACGCUACACUGGAGACGUCCUGGCGCCGAGUUAUCUACAGAGUCUUCAGGAGCGCCAGCUGGGAACAGGCUCGUCCACUAGCAGCGUCAGCACUAUCACACAUGCUCUAAUUGACUUUGACUUUGAGACUGGCUCCAUGGUGCGUCUGACCACCGCCUCGCCUGUUUUUACAGUCUGAAAGAAACACAGCAUCACGUAUAACUAUACACAUAUGAGGAAUCUAUUAUGUUAUACCUGAAUCUCUGCUCAUUUCAACAAUUCAUGCAUUUCUGCUGAUGCCGUGAGUCCACUGUAAGCGGCUUCAUCAGAUAAUCACCAACAUGCACACGGUGUCAUUUGAGAUCAUCCUCUGAAUGAUGAAGACGAAUAUUGCAACAGUCACACUCGUCAGGACCAUUUUUUGGUAAUUUGACCAUUUUAAUUAUUCAUUAGUCUCAUCCCUUUUUUCUUAAACGUUAUACUUUUAAAGUCAAAGCUCAUUUGCUUAUAACUGCUGGAUCAUGAAACAAAUAUUUUCUACAUUGUAAGAAUAAGCUUGUUCUGAAAUAAUCAAAUUACUUUUCUUUAAUUUACUAAUGCGUCAAAUCCACUUGUGGGAUAAUGUACCAUAAACAUAUUUAAGAAAUAUUCAGUAAUUACUUACCUCUCUGUUGGAGUGCAAAUGUCCUGGUUAAUUGUACUUCUUGAUGUUAAGGGUGAACAAUGUAAAAUACUGACUUGACUUUUGUGGAAAAAAUUAAAAAAUUAAAAUUAAAAGAAAUCAGUGGAUAGGAAGUAGCAAACUUGCUGAACAUGUGUAAACAAUAGACCCCCCCUAACCCUUACCUUUACAAUGCCCAAAUGAAUAAACUUAAAUGAAUAUUUCUUAUUUAUAUAUUAUUGUUCUUAGUGUUAUAAAUAAAUGAUAA